AUGCGAUCCUUGAUACUUAUUGCGCUGCUUGCAGCUGUUGCAAGCGCAAGCGUGUCACCUUAUGCUAUCUGGCAGUUCAGGAAGAUGAUUAUGUGUGUGAUUCCUGACAGUUCUCCCAUUUUGGAUUACAAUGGAUACGGAUGUAACUGUGGAUUUGGUGGUUCUAAGUCUGAAAAAUAUGUUGAUGAAUUAGACAAGUGCUGCUUGAAUCAUGAUAAAUGCUACAGGCGGGCAAAGGAUCGGCACUGCAGAGAUUAUAUAGAUAGCCCAUACAUUGAACUUUAUUCUUAUUCUUGCUCUGGGGAAGAAAUCACCUGCAGCAGCAAGAAUAAACCCUGUGAGAGCGAUCUUUGUAACUGUGAUCGUACAGCAGCUAUCUGCUUUUCUGAAUCUAAAUAUAACCGUGACAACAAAAAUGUGGACAGAGACCUAUACUGCUGA
Molecule: messenger RNA, 441 nt
Organism: Chiloscyllium plagiosum (whitespotted bambooshark)
Lineage: Eukaryota; Metazoa; Chordata; Chondrichthyes; Orectolobiformes; Hemiscylliidae
Product: phospholipase A2, minor isoenzyme-like
Biological process (GO): positive regulation of fibroblast proliferation; lipid catabolic process; phospholipid metabolic process
Molecular function (GO): phospholipid binding; signaling receptor binding; calcium ion binding
Source: RefSeq, a predicted model, not a curated record